Molecule: messenger RNA, 1094 nt
Organism: Gamsiella multidivaricata
Lineage: Eukaryota; Fungi; Mortierellomycota; Mortierellomycetes; Mortierellales; Mortierellaceae
Exons: 2
Coding region: 102-1058 (318 amino acids)
Source: RefSeq, a predicted model, not a curated record
CAGCAGCGGCAGCGGCAGCGGCAGUAACGUCCUCAUCGGGAGCAUCAUCAGGACCAGGGACUGUGUCACCAGCAGCUGCAGUAGCAGCGGCAGCGGCGCGGAUGGCAGGGUUGGUCUCGACGUCACAAUCAGGGACAGGGACAGGGACACCGACAUCGAGUGGACCCAAAACGGUGGAAGAGCAGCUUCAACAGCAGAUUGCAGAACAUCAUGAUAGCGUGCGGACGGGGAUGGCGAUGGAGUUGCAGGCGACACAUAGGAACUUGAGGAGACCGGAUUAUCGGACCCCGUUCUCAUCGUUACAGGAUGCGAUCGAGAGGUUAUUACCCUUUCAUGUGUUCCAGUAUCCGACACAGGAUAUUGAUGCCCAAGCCAGGGCCUUUAAUAACCGAUCGGAAGUGGAGCUGAAUGCGAGAGCAUUAUUGAUUCAUAGACGCAAGGAUGCGCUGUAUACCAAAUACAACCGUCUUAUCAAGACCAUCGCCACAAAAUCAACAGCGACCAAUUCAUCCAGCGGCCUCGACAUCCUGGCAUUGCGCCUGGGUUUGGACGACGAACGGGAAGAGCACAAGAGGGUAUCGGACCAAAAGGAAGUCGUGCAAUCUCAAGCGAAGGCCCUGCGCGAGCAACUGGAAUUACAUCAAGUACAAUUACUCCAGCAACGGAAGGCCGAGGCCGCGAUGAUUGAACAGCAACAGCGGUUGAUGCUGGAACGGUUACGACAGGAGGAGCAGGAGAAACAGCAGAUGAUGGCUCAGAUCCGACAGAUGCAGGAGUUGCAGCAACAGCAACAGCUGCAAGAACAACAACAACAGCAUCAGCAGCAGCAGCAGCAAGAGAUGCAGACGCAACAGGGUGUGAAGUUAACGGAGGAAGAGGAGGAGCAGAAGAGGAGGGAGAUAGAGAGGAAGGAAUUGGAGAGACAGCAUCAGUUGGAGCUGGAGAAGCAGAUGAGGUUUAAGCAAGAGUUACUCCAAGAGGAGGAGGCCGCACGGAGGGCUAGUGCGGCCUCGAGUUCGAGUUCGACACCUGCACCUAAUACACCCUCUGCUUCAUGAAAUAUAAGGCUACUUUGAUAAUCGUGCACAUGUGUU